UGCAACCUGCACCGUGUUUUGUUUGUCUGUCUGCGCAGCAGUGAUGAAAUCGCGGGGUCUGCUGCUGCUGGCUCGGUACAAACGGAGGAAAUCUCUCAUGACUUCCCGCUCAUGAGGACUCCGGUAACCGCAGAGGACGCACGGAGCAGGACCGAACGGGAGCACCGCCGGGGCUCUGGAGUCAGGUGCUGCUGGAUGAGAGUCUGACUAGGCAUUUUCUCCCCGGUGACAGAAACAAUCUCGGCGGCGCAUCUUCCCACAUCCUCCUCCCCUCCCGUCUCCUCUCCUCCGCUGCCCUCCAAGGCUGCAGCCCACCCACCAUGGCCCUGGUGACUCUGCAGCGCUCUCCCACCCCCAGUGCAGCAUCUUCGGCCAGCACGACCAACAGCAGUGCGGGGGAGGAUAUUGGAAGUGAUGAUGAGCGGAAAAAUAAUCAGAGCCUCAGUGAGAGCUUCUUCAUGGUCAAAGGAGCCGCCCUGUUCCUCCAGCAGGGUGGCAGCGCACAAGGACCAAAGACCCCGACUCACCACAAACAUGCAGGUGAUUUACCUCAACACCUGCAGGUCAUGUUUAAGAUCCUCCGGGCUGAAGAUCGCAUUAAGCUGGCUGUACGGUUGGAGAGCGGAUGGUCAGACCGGGUGCGCUACAUGGUCGUCAUAUACACCAACGGCCAUCAAGACACAGAGGAAAAUAUCGUCCUGGGAAUGGACUUCACAGACAAGGACAGUAAAGCGUGCUCUAUUGGGAUGGUGCUGCCACUGUGGAGUGAUGCCAACAUACAUUUAGAUGGAGACGGAGGCUUCAGCGUGAACACGGCAGGGCGGUCGCAUGUCUUCAAGCCUGUAUCUGUGCAGGCCAUGUGGUCUGCCCUACAGGUCCUCCACAAGGCAUGUGAGGUGUCACGCCGGUUCAACUACUUCCAAGGGGGCAUUGCUCUCACGUGGAUGGCCUUCUAUGAGAGCUGCGUCACCUCCGAGCAAAGCUGCAUCAAUGAGUGGAAUGCUAUGACCGACCUGGAGACCCCCCGGCCCGACUCGCCCACCAUGUUUGUCGACAGGCCAACUGAGCGAGAGAGAACAGAGUGUCUCAUUAGAGCCAAGCUACGCAGCAUCAUGACGUUUCAAGACAUGGAGAACAUCACCUCAAAGGAGAUCCGUAACGAGCUGGAGCAGCAUAUGAGCUGUAACCUCAAAGAGUACAAAGAGUUCAUAGACAACGAGAUGCUUUUGAUCCUGGGUCAGAUGGACAAGCCCACACUUAUCUUUGACCAUGUGUAUUUGGGCUCUGAGUGGAACGCGUCCAACCUGGAAGAACUACAUGAAUGCGGAGUGGGUUACAUCCUGAAUGUUACCAGAGAGAUUGACAACUUCUUCCCGGGGAUGUUUUCUUAUCACAACAUCCGCGUUUUCGACGAGGACGCCACCGACCUGCUGGCCCACUGGAACGACACUUACAACUUUAUUGUCAAAGCCAAGAAGAAUAAUUCCAAGUGCCUGGUGCACUGUAAGAUGGGGGUGAGCCGGUCUGCCUCUACGGUUAUUGCCUAUGCAUUGAAGGAGUUUGGCUGGUCUCUGGAGAAAGCCUACAACUUUGUCAAGCAGAAACGGAGCAUAGCUCAGCCAAACGCUGGUUUCAUGAGACAGCUGGCCGAGUACGAGGGAAUCCUGGACGCAAGUAAACAGCGGCACAACAAGCUAUGGAGGCCUGAAACAGAUGAAGGAUCAGAUGAUUUGCAAGCCUCUGGCCACUGUACCGGUGGGGAGGAUACACCAGUGCACAGAGGGGAAGGAGCCUGGGGAGGCUGCGGGGCCUCUCCCUGCAGGGGGACGGGUCUGGACAUGGAGCCCCUUGACUCUCUUAACUAUAAUUAUUACUUCAGACGUUUGUCAGACUCUGCACUAGACAGUGAGCCCUCCACUCCAGUGCGGGGUCCCCCUCUGCUGGGUAUGGAAAGAGUGUUCAUUGAGAUUGAAGACGUGGAGAGGGAUGCCCUAUUGGAGGACGAGGGUUUCUCCAUGGCCCAUUUAGCUCUGCCUGGCGGGGGCACGGCAGCUCAGACGUGUGGACGCCUCGACCCCCUGGAGGACAUGAGACAGAGGCUCGAGAUCAGUACUUUAGAGGAAGAGGAUGAGGAAGAGGCCAAGAAAGAGGAAGCUGAGAUGGCGGCCUUGGCUCAAACACCUGGAAAUUCAGAUGGGAAGAGGACAGGGGAGGAUGCAGAGAGGACGGAGGAAAGCCGGUUGGGCCUCGCCAACCUAAACACCAACAACAGCAACCGCCUGGCAGCCAAGCGCAGCUGCCCUGCAGCUUUUGAUGACAGUGCUAGCACAGGAAACCCUUUAAAAGUGAAGCCCUCCUAUCAGUCCUGUAAAGACUGCCUGCGUCUACCACAAGGGCGGCGCUGUGACCGUCCAGCAGGAGGCCGUUCUCACCGCCUUAACCCCACCCGCCACUGCACAGUCCCCACCAUAUGCAUAGAUCCGCCCAGGACCAAUUUUGCCUCCACCUCUAUUCUGCAUUCUCUGCAUGCCCCUGCAGUUGUCCGACCUACCUUGGUCCAGCCCUGUAGUAAUCUGUACCGCUGUACCACCUGCACCCCCAGCAUGCCACUCACCAACCACCAGAAACUGGUCUCGCCCAUGAGCUGUGAGGAGACGCCUCCUGACCGCAGCUCGGUGGAGACAGAGGACAUGGACGAACCACAGGGCAACGACCUCGGAGAAGAAAUGUCAAGGGAAGGUGCAGGGGCCAUCGGUGCGGCUCCUGCUGAAGGGUUAAAAUUGCAACGUGGUGUUGCAGUGGAGCUCCAGCAGCAGGCUCUGGCCCAGCUGCAAAUGCCAAGACUGGGGAUAGAGUUUGGUCUGGAACUGAUGCGACAGAGGGCGGAGCAGCUUGAGAAGCUACCAAGCCUGGCUAUGGAGGGCCAGCUCCCAGUAGGGCCCCUGCCUUAAUACAGUGGCCCGGACAUGGAUGAGAUGGAGGUGGAGGCUUACCUCCGCCUCCAGCAGGUACACUAUGAUGGCUGUGGGCCUUUUUUUAGAUGACUGCCGCUGUGGUGUCGUACCAGAAACAAAGCUCUGCUUUGACCUGUACUGUCAUGUCCUGGCCUCAUAGCUGCACUGUCACAAGCUGCAACGGCCUUCUCUGCAUUUCCAGAGAGUGUCCUGUCAUUGUCUCCUGGCAUUAAGAUCCAGAUGAGGCUGGUUGUUUUGACCAUACGCUCAAGGCUUGAAUGCUUCUGGCCAGGUAAGGACUGAAGAUUUUUCCCGUGUCCUUCCACUUGUCCCUCUGACCGGAUCGAGGUCCAUCUGGUCUGCACCACAUACAGGAUCAUCACACUUCCCCACAGCCCUGUGGAGAUGAGCGUUAUGCUGCCAUUUUCCCCUCACAGGAGACGGCGGUUCCUUUCGAACUCCUGAGAAAGCUAAAGCAAGCACUUAUGAUGUUGAUGGAAAGAGAAAUAGCUGAAGUAACCUGCUUCUGUCAGUGUACUGUGUGUUUUUCAAUCCAACUCAUCAACGGUAUUCAUGAAGGAGCUCAAUGAAUGUUUGCAGUUGAGCCAUUUUGAUUGCUUUCAGAAUUUCCUCAUGUUACUCGCCACUGAUCGCUGAAUCCUCACCAGCCUUCACUUAUAUUUUCCCUGCUGCAGCUGCUUUUGCAUCACGAUUACGAAAGGGCAUUUCACGUGGAAGCAUAAUCAUUUUUUAAAAGGAUGUGAGCCUUUUUAUGCCUCUUUGUAAAGCGUCGUACCUCGGACCACAAGCAUCUCGAACUGUUUUGGUCAAAGACUCUUUUGUUGUUUCUGCUCAGUGGCUGGUUCACCCUGACCUCUUCCAUUAAAGUUAAUGUAAUCAUGUACUUAAAGCACUCACUUUAGCCCCACGCAUGACUUUGCAGUAUUACAAAACAUAUCGUCAACAAGCUUAGACCGAAAACAUUUAAGUAUUUCUUUUUUCUUUUUUUUAACACUAAAAAAACAAAACAUUUGGGCAGUCAUUCAGUUUAAAUGACAACAAUCAUUCGGAAAAUGGAUAAUUAAUAAGUUGUAUUGAACCUAACUCCUCGUCAUAGACUACACUCUUGGUCGAAUCACUUCCUGAUGUAACCAAAGCCAUAUCAUGUUGCCAGGUCCAGUUAAUCACCUGCCGGAUUUAAAGUCGUCUUACUUUCUUACCCAGUGUGCAUCUGGGUCGUCAUUAAUCCAAGCUCACCCAGUGGUCACACGUUGGAUAACCACGGGCUUCUUUCCCCCUAAACCCACAAACAUUUGCGAAGGUACACUAAUCAUGGAAAGACUGAGCACUUAAACACAUCCGCACAGCGCACAUUUCUGAUCUAUAGCUACCUUUUUAAUCAGAUUUAAUUUAACACCUCAGCAGAAAUAGACAUCCGUAGUAGUUUCAUUAUUGGCUUGCAGCGUCCAUCUUUGUAGUUCAUUUGAUUGAAUAAUAUUUAUAAUUCUAAUAAUUCCGACUUUCAAAUUACUAAAUGAAAUAUUUCUAUUUACGGUGUGAAAAUUAGAAAUGAUAUCAUAUUUCCUUUUUAUUUUAAACUCUCAACUCUCUCAAGUCUUUUCCUCAUCUGUUAUUUUGUACAAAGUUUUUGUUCAAAUUGUGCCACCGAUCCAAAGUUGCUGUGCCACAGGGUGUUGCUCUGCAAGUUCUUCUGUUUGGUUGAAUUUGUGUUCCUACUGUUUUUGGCACGCUGGGUGUGCUAGAACGGUACUGAAUGAUGCCUGUUUGUAUGCAGGAAAAAGCACAUGCGAGUGUUAUUACCGUUUUGAGGAUCUGAGUGCUUCAGAAGAAAUGAAAACUGUGCAAAGAAUGAAUGCAAAUGAUUUAAUCAUCUUUAAACAUGGUUAACCAGGUUAUUGUGUUUUUGUUUUGCUCGUAGAUUUAGCUUUUUCUUUAGUUAGAAACGUCAAUGCAUCCUCUUGUUCCUUCUCCUCCCUUAACUGGACACCAGGGAGCUGCAGGUUUGCUCCGCUAGUUUAGAUAAAAAAAAAAAAAAGUUUUGCCUGUUCUUCCCCUCACUUACAAAGUUGUUGACGGCAUCGGAUAGCACACACAUUUGAAACGGAACCAUAUCAAAGAAAGUUACAUAAAAUUGUUAAGAAAUAUCGCAGCUGUAAGAAUCAAGAAAUGUUACAAUCUUGUCAUCUGACUCCCAGCAAGAAAGCGUAUUUCCCAAAAUGUUGAAAUGUUCCUUUUUAAUACGAAUCUAAUAGUUCUCAGUAUGUUAUCAGGUGGGCCUCAGUGUGCUUGACAUCCGUGUGAUGUUCUGAGCAUUAAACGCUUCCCUUUGCGUUCCCAGACCACAGCACGAAGUUUGGUUGUUUGCUUCAUGUUAUGAAUUUGUUUGUAUUUAAGUGCCUUAACCUUGGCCUUAGCUCUGUCAUAAAGCAUCACAGGCAUUGCAAAAGUUUUCUGUGAGUGUGUUGAUGGUCUUGCUUUUUGUCCAUUACUUAACCUCACUCCCAAUAAUAACCAUGCUCCUUGCAAUGUAUAACUCGGCACAAAAUAAUAAUGUAUGCAAACACACACACACAAAAGCUCAUGCACAGCAGCCUCCUCCGCCCCCAAUACACGCAUACUUGAUGGACUUCCAUUUAUUAAUAGCCUAUAAUAAUAUUGUAUUUGUUUGAUAUUGUUGAAACGUGUGGUACACCGUAUUGGUUCAAUAGCUGGCUGAAGAACCUUACUUGCUGGAAUGAGAACUAUCAUUUACAUUAAAACAUUAGGAUGGAUUUAAGUCUCUGAAGUUUACCAGUCUGUAUAUAUUUUUCUCGAUAAUUUGCUAUUGACUACAUUAGCUUGCAGAUGUGGUCAAUAUUAAGAAAAGCACUGAUGAUGCUACAGUUUUGAGAAGUACUCCUAAUUAAAUUCUUGUGUUUGUACCACAGCAAAAGAGAAAAAAAACUUUUGGGCCAUCUCUAAUUUAGGCGAAUGUCUUCAGGCUCUAUUAAAAAUGGCGAUUCCUUUUUUAUUUUUUUUAUUUUAUUGCAUUAUUCCCAGGCAGCAGACAUCAAACUGACAAUCCUACUUAAGAGCCAGACAUUGAGGACUUUGUGUGGAAGGAUAUUAAGACAUACUGUACUUUAAAAGGGGGAUCCAGGCAUUUAUAGAGUGUAUUUAUAGAGCACAAGUCUGCCCCAAAGCAUGUGAGGUUGAGACAAGUGGAAAAUGUAGAACAUGAAAAACCUACCUGGGAGUAAGAUUUUGUUACGUUAAUUGUUUUUUGUUAAAUUUUGUGUACUGUACUGUACAUUGCCAAUGUUCAUGUGUAAUGCACUUUUUUUUACAUUUUGUUAAAAUGAUGUCCAGUCUAAUGUUUAUCAUGGAAAUAAACCAUUUCCUCUACA
Cottoperca gobio is the source of this 6361-nucleotide messenger RNA. It is a transcript of the gene ssh1b, whose product is annotated as slingshot protein phosphatase 1b. The transcript is spliced from 15 exons. Gene Ontology annotation, biological process: negative regulation of actin filament polymerization; protein dephosphorylation. Gene Ontology annotation, molecular function: actin binding; phosphatase activity. The coding region runs from base 321 to 2951 and encodes 876 amino acids. The record is from RefSeq and is a predicted model, not a curated record. NCBI's taxonomy places the organism in Eukaryota, Metazoa, Chordata, Actinopteri, Perciformes, Bovichtidae.